AGGCAGCAGGACGCAUCCAGUGAGCGCGAGCCUCAGCAGUUGGUAGUAACAAUCAUGUAAAGAUGGCGGAGCUGCAGAUGCUGCUGGAGGAAGAAAUUCCUGCAGGACGGAGAGCCCUGCUGGACAGUUUUACCAACCUGGAGAGAGUGGCGGAGUACUGCGAGAGCAACUAUGUUCAGUCUUCAGACAAGCAACAGGCUCUGGAGGAAACCAAGAACUACACCACCCAAUCUCUGGCAAGCGUGGCUUACCUCAUCAACACGCUGGCCAAUAAUGUGCUGCAGAUGCUGGACAUCCAGGCUUCACAGCUCCGCCGCAUGGAGAGCUCUGUCAACCACAUUUCACAGACGGUUGACAUUCACAAGGAAAAGGUGGCGAGAAGAGAGAUUGGUAUCCUGACCACCAACAAGAACACCUGUCGCUCUCAUAAAAUCGUGGCACCCUCUAACCCCGAGAGGCCUGUGCGGUACAUCAGAAAGCCUAUUGACUACAACGUGCUGGACGACAUCGGACAUGGAGUCAAGGGGAAUGGCCAGCAAAACAUGAAACUAGGAGGGAGCUUGUCCCGCACCACCCCACCCACACAAAAACCACCCAGCCCUCCAAGGGCAGGCAAAGGGAUCUUGGGGAAGAACUCCCCUUACAGGACUCUGGAGCCAGUACGCCCCCCAGUGGUGCCCAACGAUUAUGUCUCCAGCCCAACCAGAAACGUUGCAGCUGCUGGGCAGAUUUCAAGUCCUGCCCGCACUGCCACCCUGAACCAGCGUCCUCGAACAUACAGCGGUAGCAGUGGAGGCAGCCACCCCAGCAGCAGCAGUCGGAGCAGCAGCAGGGAGAACAGUGGCAGUGGCUGUGUGGGCGUUCCUAUAGCCGUUCCAACACCCUCCCCACCUUCCACUUUCCCAGUCUCCCCCACUGCUGGACCAGCUAGCUCUUCCUCCACUGCUCCUAACUCCUCCCCCUCACCUUCCUCCACUCCGUCCUCCUUCUCCUCCUCCUCCUCCACAUCAACAUUAACUCAUCCCAAAGCUCCUCUGCCUCCAAACUCACCUCCCCAAACAAGCUCACAGUCAGACUCAAACACCUCCCCACCCUCUAACAUGUCGCCUAACAAACCCAAGGUCCAGUCGGAGGCGUCCUCUCUCCCUCCUCCUGCUCCUUCUCCUCCACUCCUCUCCUCCUCACCACCUGCUGAAGGCCCCAUCGUCCCUCAGUUCUACAGCAUGAACCGGCCUCAGCCUCGACAGCAGACCCCUCAGGUGGGGGGGUCCCUGCCGUACCGCCGGCCCCCCUCUGUGAUCGGUCAGCCAGUCGGAACACAGAACCAUGUGAAUGGAGGUCCGUACUACAACCAAAGCCCAGCCUCUCCCCCCCCAGCAUCUGUCCUCCAGUUCACCCCCCAGCUUCCUCUGAUGGGUUUUGUUGCUCGAGUGCAGGAGACCAUUUCAGACUCUCCUCUGCCCACACACCCACCCACUGAGAGCCAGUCCGGACCAGAGGAGCCUCUCCCCACUCCACAGCCACUGGAGGAUGGACACGGGGAGGAGGACGCCGCAGUGGUGGAGUAUAAUGAUCCGUAUGCUGAAGAAGACCCACCAUGGGCCCCUCGGAGCUACGUGGAAAAAGUGGUGGCGAUCUACGACUACACAGCAGACAAGGAGGACGAGCUGUCCUUUCAGGAAGGAGCCAUCAUUUACGUGGUCAAGAAGAACGAGGACGGAUGGUUUGAAGGAGUAAUGAACGCCACCACCGGCCUCUUCCCGGGAAACUACGUGGAGUCCAUCAUGCACUACGCAGACUGAAGGACUGAAGGACUGUGGAGGUUUGACCACAGAGCCAGCUCAGACUGCUGACCUGAUCUUUAAGGAGAAUAGGAUACAGUCCUAUUCUCAUAUACAGUUCUGCUCUCACUGUCCACUUUCCUUUGUUUGAAGAGUUCAUACAGAGUAAAUACAACAAAAGGAUCCAGAUGGGUUCAAACUUGGGUCAAUCGCAAAAUCUGCAUCAGCAAAGGCUCACAUUUACCAAAAACAGAAUUACAGUAGCCCUUUGCUUCGUAAGUCAUUUGAGUUACCCUGGUCAUGUCUCAGCCAGCAAAGCUUAGUGGGCGCUACAGUAUAUCGUUUAGAAGUGGACAGAAAAUGUGAGUUUGUUCACAGUUUCCAUGGUUGCACCACCUGUGUUUACUCACUUUGGCUGAAGUGGACACUCAGCGGCUAGGCUCGCUAUGUGAGCCUGCCGCCUGGUGGACAGCAGAGCUUGCUAGCUCAAUACAGAAGAGCUCGCUAGCUUGGUGUAGAGGAGCUUGUUAGCAUGUUACAGUGGUGCUCACUAGCAUGCUACAGAGAAACUCACUAGCAUGCUACAGAGAAACUCACUAGCAUGCUACAGAGAAACUCACUAGCAUGCUACAGUGGUGCUCACUAGCAUGCUACUGUGGAGCUCGCUAGCAAGCUAUGCUGCCCACCAGGUAGCUGGCUAGCAUAGCAAGCUAACCGACGUUUAAGUCGAUGUGUGCAAACACAGGUGGGGUCACCACAGAAACUGUAGACAAACCCAAUCAGGUCCCACAUUUUCUGUCCUCUUUUAAACCAUAUUGGGCCCACUUGGCCUUCCUGGCUGGGGUUAGUUUAAAAACAAGUAGCCUUAUAGAGGCGGUAACACCUAACCACACCUGUUAGCAAUAACUUCAAUAGAAUCAUCAAAUCUGUCAGGUAUAAAGUUCUUUGGUGAAAAACUCUUUUCAGCUGCGAGUCUGUAGCGAGGAAACUUCAGAAAGAAAAGUGUAACUUUCCAAAAAAUGUCUAGUUUUGUAUCCUAGCAUAGAAACUUUGAUUUUUUUAAGACAUAACCAUAGGUAUAACACUUUUAACAUCUUUGUCUUUAUCCUAACGGAAAUGUCAAAAGGAAACGAUGCCAUGAAAAACCCUCUUCCCUGCUUUACCUUUGCCUUAACAACACCUUUCAACCUUUGCUUUCAUCUUUAGCCUUAUUUUCAUUUUGCAGUGAGUGUAAGUGAUGGCAGACACUUAUUACGUGGAGUAAAUGUCACAUUUUAGGAGACUAUAGAGAGGCUGUCAGCUGCUGAGCCAUGCUGUCUCUCUGCAUCUGGUUCCUACCAAACUGUGGUGAUGAGAAACGUCACCAUGACGACAGAAACUGCCAAAAACACGUCAGUGAAGAGAGUGGCCAAUUUAGAGGCUGAUGUUAUUUGUACCACACGAAACCACCAUCCCCAUUGAUUUGCUAUACAUAUGUCCAAGUGACCUAUUUGAGAUGAAGUGGAUGGAACCCCUCAUCCAAGUCAUUCAGACUCCUCGUUUAUAAAAUGCUAACAAAUCACCUUGAAGAGAAACAACUAUAACAAGUCCAUGCUGGAAUUCCAUUCACAUACACAGGAAACAUUGAUAGUGUGUUGCUAUGGUUACCAGGCCUGGUCUUCAUUUCUGUUGUGAUAUUUUCUCUCCUGGUGUUGAUGCUUCUGACUGCUUUAUGUGGACAAACUCUUCUAUUUGGUCCAUUUUCCUCCACAGUUCUGAUUGUGUCCAAACAUUUGCUCAGAGCACACAGAAGAACCUGACCCUCCUGUCUCUGUGGUCCCGUUUGUGUGCAGUCAAGUGGACCAGGACAGAUCUGGACCUGCGUCUGGACCUGUGGCCAGUUUUUGAAGUUUACAGUGUUUACCUGCAUGCCUAAGAUGUCGCUGACAUUUCAUCUUCUUCUUUUCCUUUAUUUUGAUUUCACUAAAGAAUCGUUCUUGUGUUUUAUGAACUGAAGGUUGUAAUGUUGCUGCUGUUUUUGGUUGUUGUUAGAUUUGAACAGGGGUCCUGUUGUGUUUUCACAAACCUGACAUGAAUGGGUGUGUGUGUGUGUGAGUGUGAGAAACUUGGUAUGAGCCAAAACCCUCCUUGUUAAAUGACAUGUGAGGACGGUCCUGAAAGCACUUGUUGAUUUGCAACAACAGCCAAAUAGUGUAAGAUGCGUACAAAUAAUAAUAAAAGUAAAUAGUUUCUAUUCUUUCACAUGUAGGAGUUCAACAUUAAAAUCUUGUAAACAUGUUACCCAUCA
Oryzias melastigma (Indian medaka) is the source of this 4068-nucleotide messenger RNA. Its product is annotated as abl interactor 2. Lineage: Eukaryota; Metazoa; Chordata; Actinopteri; Beloniformes; Adrianichthyidae. Gene Ontology annotation, molecular function: SH3 domain binding. The coding region runs from base 63 to 1802 and encodes 579 amino acids. The record is from RefSeq and is a predicted model, not a curated record. Gene Ontology annotation, cellular component: lamellipodium. The transcript has 11 exons.